AUGGUUAAUAUGAUAAUUCUUAUUGUCGUUUUGGCAUCCCUUCAUCUAUCUUCUGGUGCGCUAAAAUGUUACAAUACAACUCAAAAUGCAGAGGGUGUCAUACAGGUCAAGCAAGCAUCAGUAGAUGCGACAAAAGCUUGUGCUCCACAACAGUGUACCUGCGCCGUCUAUCAACGUCAGUGUGCUUCGGGGAAUUCCAUGUGUUCAGCUGCGGAAGUACAGGCAGGUACUUGGAAAUCCUAUUCGGCUAUCACGGGUAAGAAGGCCUGUACAGCACUAAAAACAACAGCAGGCUAUAAAGAUGUUACAUGCUGUACGACAGCUCUGUGUAACAGUGCUUCAGCAGCUGCGACAACAAUGAGUGGUGAUACAACCAUGGGCAUGCCAACCACUAAGAUUGCUGUACAACAGGCAAGCACUGAAGAAUAUUCAGAAUUAACCAGUGAGUCGGCACCUGAUGUGACACAGACACUUAUCGUUGCACAGACACAUGUUGUUGCAGAGACAUCUACUAAACCAGCCGCAACUACCAUGGGCAACAUAAAUAGUAAAACUACAACGCCAAUGGCGCCAGCAACAACAGGCAAGGCCGCCAUGAACUCUUCUACCACGGCUAGCAUAAUUUUUGCACUGGUGGUAUACCUGUUGGCCAGAAACAAUAAUGAGUCAAGAGGAGGAGACUUGCUUCUUUAA
Molecule: messenger RNA, 693 nt
Organism: Didymodactylos carnosus
Lineage: Eukaryota; Metazoa; Rotifera; Eurotatoria; Philodinida; Philodinidae
Source: the annotation of a GenBank genome assembly